This is a messenger RNA of Stegastes partitus (bicolor damselfish), 696 nucleotides long. RefSeq names its product vesicle transport through interaction with t-SNAREs 1A (gene vti1a). Gene Ontology annotation, biological process: vesicle fusion with Golgi apparatus; Golgi to vacuole transport; retrograde transport, endosome to Golgi. Lineage: Eukaryota; Metazoa; Chordata; Actinopteri; Pomacentridae. The coding region runs from base 1 to 696 and encodes 231 amino acids. The record is from RefSeq and is a predicted model, not a curated record. Gene Ontology annotation, cellular component: endoplasmic reticulum membrane; Golgi apparatus; SNARE complex. The transcript is spliced from 9 exons. Gene Ontology annotation, molecular function: SNARE binding; SNAP receptor activity.
AUGUCUUCAGACUUUGAGGCUUACGAGCAGGACUUUGGGACUAUUACAGCAGACGUAACCAACAAGAUCGGCAGAAUUCCCAAGUUAAGUGGAGAGGAGAAGACACAGCUGGUUCUAAAUGUCGACAAACAGCUUGAAGAAGUCAGAGAGUUGCUGGAGCAGAUGGACCUGGAGGUGCGUGAGAUCCCCAUCCAGAGCCGAGCCAUGUACAACAGCAGACUGAAGAGCUACAAGCAGGAGAUGGAGAAGCUCGAGAAAGACUUUACAGGGCCCGAGUCGACCUCGCUUCAUCGUGAUAAUAGAGGGGACCGUGGGGGUCUGAGGGCGCUGGGCCACGACAAACAGGCGUUGCAGCAGGCAGAGGGAAUGCCAUCCCGACCAAACGGGGAGGAAAGAAAACAAGUGGGACAGGAGAUUCUUGCCAACCUGCACACCGAUCGUGAGAAGAUACAGAGAGCCAGAGAGAGGAGAGUCGCCCCCCACCAUCCCAAGCCUCAGUGCUGCCCCUCCUCGCAUGCAGCCAGCCAAACAGACAGAGGGCCCAAACCCCAGGUCCCCCACCUCCUACCCUGUACCACAUGUAUCCUUGGCUCUGGCAACCUGCAUCGCACCAGCCUGGGCUGCCAGAGGCUGAGAGAAACAGACGCCAACCUGGGCAAGAGUUCCCGCAUCCUUACCGGCAUGCUGAGAAGGUAA